GGGAGGGAGAUUUACUCGGCCUGUCGGGGGCUCUUAAGUCACAUUUCUGCCCUCAGGAGCUGACCUCUUCCUCUCUGUCUGGAAAAUAACCUGAAAAAAACUGAAAUGGAAUAAUGGAAAACUGCCCUCUGGAAGAGUUGGAGCAACGCACCUCCUCCUCCUCCUCCCUCCUCCUCCUCGUCCCUCCUCCUCCCGCCGCUGCUGCAUCACAGACAGGAGAACAGAAGAGGAGAAGGGAGAGUGAAAGACGAUUUUUAAUUUGCUCCCGCGGAUCACAGUGAAAAGGAGGUUGAAGCUUUUGUGCCAAGAGGGAUGGCUGUGGUGGGACGGAGCAGAUUUAUGCAUCUAAUUGUACAGUUUGAACUGUUUUAGUUUUUUGUUUAAGGGGAAAGAGCGAGGAGGAGGAGGAGAAAGAAAGGGUGGGAGAGCAAGGAGUAGUGAGAUGAGCUGAAUACGGAGGACAGGAGUAAAGAGGAGCAGAGUUAAAGAAGAGGAAGCAGAAGAAUGGGAGUGUGACGGUUAUCAUUAAGCUAAAACCAGACAAUCCGGGGCGAGAGAUGACGAACUCCUCUGAUUACUCCUGGAUAAUUUACUGAUCACGCCUCUGUCACAGUAUGAGCACUCCAACACCCGGUGGCCCAAACACGGAGGUCAGGAUGGGAUCCCAGGAGAUGGCCAUGCUUAGCAACCUUUUGGCUGCUUACACAUUCAUUGCAGACCAACCUGAGAGGACAGCUCUGGUGUUCCUCGGCGGUGUGUGCGUCGGCCUCCUGGUCACACUGUGCGCCAUCGUCUUCCAGAUACACUGCCGAGCAGACUGCCACUAUGGCAACGGCAACGACCUUCAAAAUCGCCAAAGGGUCAGACAUCACCGUCGCCAGCACAUCUGUGCCCGCCCUCAUCCCACUGAUGGCAACACAGACAACUCUGCUGCUGUGGUUGUGGCCUCUGGAGCGACGCGGCACGCUGGCGACUGUGAGCCCGGCGACUGGGAUGACACGUCCGACCUGUCGGCACGGCGACGCAGGCGCUUCGAGAGAGCUCUGCUGAACGCCACCAUGUUCACAUCUUCUGAGGAGCUGGACCGAGCGCAGCGACUGGAGGAGCGAGAACGGGUUCUUCGAGAGAUCUGGAUGAACGGACAACCAGAUAUCAGCACAGUGACUCAAAGCCUCAACAGAUAUUACUGAUGGAAAACUAAGAAGAAAGAUUCAAGCUGGGGUAAAAAGAAAAAUAACAACAAUGUGCAAGUGGACAGAUGGGUGACAGGUGCAGGAAACUGAACAUUAAAAACCAUUUCCACUGCUGCAGUGAGCCUCUGAACCAGGAUAGCACAAGAGCCGUGAUGGCUCAGUUCUCCACGCAUGUGAUGACCCUGACUUGUUUGAGGGACAAGGAGAGGAGAUGCAAACUGAUUUUUCAAUGACUGUUUACCAACAAACAAAAAAAAGUCUGUUACUGAUUUUCAAGAGAUUCUGAGCUGUGUGACUGCUACCAAUAUUUACCGGGAUAUUUUCUUUAUUUUUCACAAGGCACUUUUCAGCAGUACACAAAAAGAAGCAGAAGGGAAUAAUAGUGCAGAGUGCAGGGUUUGAUUUUGGAUUAUAAUAUUAUUGCACUUUUCUCAGCUGAUCCUAAUUGUUUGCAGAGGUGAGGAAUACAGGUUUAGAAAGUAAAAAGCCAGUCCAGAGAUUAGUUCCAACCAUUGGGAUUUCCAGCUCCACAGCAUAGACUAAAAUAGACUGAGGAUGAGAGGAAACCAGGCAGGUUUUCACUUUCUGAAUCUGGAUUCCCCACCUCUGAUUAUUUGUGAUUCCGCAAUAAUCAAAGGGUUGAAGCUGGAUACUUUUAUAUUAGAGGGGGACUUCCUCCUCCAAGACAAUCAUGGAAAUGCUGUGAAAACAUGGUGGGACACAUACUGGUGCUUUUACUAAUGCAUUUCUGGCUCAUCUAAUUGCACACUGACUAACGUGGGACACAUUAAGCUCUGAGGAUUACUGGCCCUCUCGGGGAGCAACUAAGUCAGGGAUCUGCAAACUGUGACUCCGAAGCCGCAAGGUGCUCUUUGUAUUCCCACGAUGGCUCUUAAUAACUUUACCUAAAAAUGAUAAAGAACCAACAAAUGUUUUCAAUAUAGAUAAAAUAAGAAAUGUGGGUUUUAGUAGUUUUUCAGUUUUUUUUUCAUGCACUAGUUGCACUGAUUUACACAACACAAUGACACUAAAAGUACCAGUAAUGUGUUUUUAUAUCUAUUUGUCUUGUCAUGACUUUAAAAACUGUGCAUUUUUUUACAUCAUUUUCCAACAUCCUAAAAAAGUAAAUGUAUCCAUCCUCUUUUUGCAAAGGUUUUAUGGUUUUCUUUAUUUUAAGACCUUGACAUAGAAAUAAAAUUGUAGUUUUUAGUAAAAUGACAAUUCCCUAUGCACUGAUGUUCAAUACAUUAGAAUAUUAUUGAAAAGAUAAAUUAUUUCAGUAACUCAGCUCACUAAGUGAAACAUUAAUCUGAUUAAUUGCACACAAGCGGAUGUUUUAAAUUCUUUAUUUUUAAUGAUUUUCUGUUUACAGCUAAUGAAAACACAACAUUUAAGGCUAGAAUAUUGUAUUAAAAAAAAAAAAAAAAGAAAUUAGGUCCUAAUGAAAACUAUGAUCUAUUCCUGCUUAAUGGUUAUUAUUUUGAAAAGGUACUUUUAGUCUGACAAAGAAGUCUCAUUGGAACUGAUAUUAUAGUUUAUUGAAGAUGAAUGUGGUAGAUAUCUAUCAAAAAUUACAAGCUGUCUAUUUUCAAAAUGUAACAUCUGCUUUAUGCUAGCUGGACUGAGGGUAGAAAUUGUGUUUUGGAUUGGAAAGGUUUCCCACCCCUGAACUAAGUGUUGGAGCUCAUUAUGACAAUCCUCAUUCAGAGUUAUUGUAAACAAUUACUAAUUAUAACUUUAAUGUUAGAUUAAUUUUCACAUCAAAUAAACUGCUGUAUUUAAGUUA
Molecule: messenger RNA, 2979 nt
Organism: Fundulus heteroclitus (mummichog)
Lineage: Eukaryota; Metazoa; Chordata; Actinopteri; Cyprinodontiformes; Fundulidae
Product: protein eva-1 homolog A
Exons: 4
Coding region: 615-1190 (191 amino acids)
Source: RefSeq, a predicted model, not a curated record